Molecule: messenger RNA, 2333 nt
Organism: Epinephelus fuscoguttatus (brown-marbled grouper)
Lineage: Eukaryota; Metazoa; Chordata; Actinopteri; Perciformes; Serranidae
Gene: sirt1
Product: sirtuin 1
Exons: 10
Coding region: 1-2304 (767 amino acids)
Molecular function (GO): NAD+ binding
Source: RefSeq, a predicted model, not a curated record
AUGAACAGACUCUGUGUGGUCGGUCCUGAGAGCCUACAUUUGCUCAAAACUCUUCGGACGGUGCUUGAAGGCAGCAAUAUUUUGUUAUGGUUUUACGUCAUCGACGUAAAAAGGGGACGUUCCAGCCAUGACCACUGGUGGAGAAAGCGUCACGUGCGCUAUGCAAAUGAGACAGCUGUCCGAGGGGAAGGAUCUGCUCAGCGGCUCUACGUGCUGAAGAUGGCGGACGAAGAGACCAGUCUCGGAACGGCCUUUUCAGGCGCCUCCGACAUGGAAGAACCCGCCGCGAAAAAGUCGAAAAUCAGUCCGGUAACUAACCACGGGUUCAAAGUCGCUAAAGCAGACCCGUUCUCAUGCGUCUCUGGGGACACAGAGAGCUGGGAGGCGGCGGUGAAUUGUGCGCAGCUAGCGGAGAAGGAAGCGAAGCCGGUGAUGGCGGUAGAGCAGGCCCCGGCAGCGCUAGGCGGAGACAACAAUGGACUGGGACUGCUGGUCUCCGAGCCACACAAACCAGUAGUGAAACUAGACGGCAGCGCUGUGCUAGGGACAACUGAGGAGAGUCCUGAAUUUCUCGGACAUGAUGAUAUACCCUCCAAUGGUCUGGCUGUCACACCGGACCACAUCAACGAGGACGAUGACAGAUCCUCUCAUGCAAGCUCCAGCGACUGGGCACCUCAACCCCAAAUAGGUUCCUACAAUUUCAUCCAGCAACACAUCAGAGAGACAGAUCCGAGGACCAUUCUGAGGGAUCUGCUGCCUGAGACUGUACUCCCACCAGAUUUAGACGACAUGACAUUGUGGCAGAUCAUCAUCAACAUCUCAGAACCUCCAAAAAGAAAGAAGCGGAAGGAUAUUAACACCUUAGAGGAUGUGGUCAGGCUACUCCAUGAAAGUAAAAGGAUCCUUGUGCUGACUGGUGCUGGGGUGUCAGUCUCAUGUGGAAUACCAGAUUUUCGCUCCAGAGAUGGAAUAUAUGCACGGCUUGCUGUGGAUUUCCCUGAUCUUCCGGACCCUCAAGCUAUGUUUGACAUUGAAUACUUCAGACGGGACCCAAGACCCUUUUUCAAGUUUGCUAAGGAGAUCUACCCUGGUCAGUUCCAGCCGUCGCUCUGUCACAAAUUCAUAUCUAUGCUGGAUAAGAACGGGAAGCUGCUGCGCAAUUACACGCAAAACAUUGAUACAUUAGAACAAGUGGCUGGAGUUCAGCGGAUUAUUCAGUGCCAUGGGUCCUUUGCAACUGCUUCCUGUCUUGUCUGUAAACACAAAGUGGGUUGUGAAGCUGUAAGGGAAGACAUCUUUAACCAGGUUGUCCCUCGUUGUCAGCGGUGUCCAGAUAUUCCCCUGGCAAUCAUGAAACCCGACAUUGUCUUCUUUGGAGAGAAUCUUCCAGAGAUGUUCCACAGAGCCAUGAAGCAGGAUAAAGACGAGGUGGACCUCUUGAUUGUCAUCGGCUCUUCACUUAAAGUCCGACCAGUUGCCCUCAUCCCAAACUCCAUUCCUCAUGAAGUGCCUCAGGUCCUGAUCAAUAGGGAGCAGCUGCCUCACCUCAACUUUGACGUGGAGCUACUCGGGGACUGCGAUGUCAUUGUCAACGAGCUCUGUCACCGGUUGGGUCAAGAUUUUGAGCAGCUCUGCUACAACACAGUAAGACUCGCUGAGAUCACAGAGAAACCCCCUCGGUUACCAGAACAGCCACCAAGUGAGGCCUUGCCUGCUUCCAGCGACGCGGCUCAGGAGGAGCAGAAGCAGCACAGUACAGACUCAGUAACUAAGCCUUUAGAGGAGACAGAACGUCCGAAUGUCACAGACACUGCUGGUAAUGUAACACCGCCAGAGCCUUGUCCAAAUGCCCAGUGUCCCAGUGAAGAGACGGCUGAGCCUUCAGAGAAGCCAGCAGAAGAUGCACCAAAAGAGGAUGCUGCUGAAGUAAAAAGCCAAACCUCCAACAUUGAAUUUCGUAGACGAUGCUGGAUGAGUCGAAUCAACAGAAGUCCAAUCAGCAAACGCCUUGAGACAGGCCAGUACCUGUUCCAAACACCGAAUCACUAUAUCUUCCAUGGGGCUGAGGUUUACUCCGACUCCGAAGAUGAGACGUCCAGCUCAUGCGGGAGCGACACCGACGAGUCCGAAUGCAGCGCAGAAGGGGUGGAAGAAGACAGCGAGCCAGAGGACGCCGACACACUAGCAGCAGAUGGAGAGACAUGUCUCAGAGACACAACACAACACACUUUAGCCAACGAGGCCUCAUCAAGUGCGCAGACUGGCAAUACUUCUGAAAAGACUCAGAGCACCACACAUGUUUAAAUGUAAAGUACGGGGUCGAUAAAGCACUA